AUGUCUUCUUUGCAUCUUCAAAGGGAUAAGAAAAGAGCGCAAGAUGAAAUGCGACGCCUUAUGGCUGAACGUCGAAAUAAGGACAUAAAACAGGUUAAAAUUAAUAAUCCUCUCGCAAAGUACAACAAUGCAGGGCAAUUAACUUGUGUACUGUGUUCCUCUGUAGUGCGAUCUGAACAAGUUUGGACUGUUCAUGUAAAUAGCAAACAACAUAGGGAAAAUAUUGAAAAUGCUAAAAAACUAAAGGAGAAAACUAACAACUUCACUACUGGGAAAUUGAAACAUAAACUAGGGGAACCCACAGAUGCUCCCGAGGGAAAAAAAAUUAAAGGAAUUUUAAAAAAUGCAAGUCAAGCUCCCCCUUCUCAUCAUAAUGUUGAUCUCAAGUCCCCACAAAUUAUAACUUCCCACAAUGAGGAAAUAAAAAGAGCACCAUUAAAUAUUAAUAUUCUUAAUUCUAUAGCAAAAGAUAAAGAAGAAGAAGAACCUACACCAGAGGUAACUGCUGAGCAGCCCAUUCCAGAAGGAUUUUUUGAUGAUCCAAUUUUAGAUGCUAAGGUUAGAAAUAUUGAAUACAAAGACCCUGUUGAAGAGGAAUGGGAAAAAUUUCAAAAAGAGAUAAAGGAAGAAGCGAGUGCAUCUGCAGAAAUAAUAGCUGGUGAGCAAGAAGAAGCUACUGUGGAAAGACAGAUCGAUGAAAUCGACGAGCAAAUUAGAAAUUGGAGCAAAGUUCUGGACUUAGAAGUUAAAAAAGAAGAAACAAAAAAGCAAAGGCAAGAGGCAGAGCAAAUGAGUGAGCAAGAAGACUCUGAUUCUAACAAUGAUGAUAACAUAGAUGAGUUUUUAGAUUGGCGUGCAAAAAGAUCGUGA
Molecule: messenger RNA, 870 nt
Organism: Chilo suppressalis (striped riceborer)
Lineage: Eukaryota; Metazoa; Arthropoda; Insecta; Lepidoptera; Crambidae
Source: the annotation of a GenBank genome assembly